Molecule: messenger RNA, 3165 nt
Organism: Theileria equi strain WA
Lineage: Eukaryota; Apicomplexa; Aconoidasida; Piroplasmida; Theileriidae
Exons: 1
Coding region: 1-3165 (1054 amino acids)
Source: RefSeq, a predicted model, not a curated record
AUGGGAGCCUAUAUUAGCGUGAAUAUUGACCUUGGAAGACAUCCAGGAACUGGAGGUAGGACUUAUGAAGUAGCUAAGGGACACCGCAGAUAUCAAUCUGGUACUGAAAUUAUAAAUCUUUCGACAAAAGAAUCCCAAGAGUAUCCAGGGUAUAUAGAAGUCCAUCACGGAGUGAGAAUACAUUCAAUAGCUGGCAUUUAUAAGGGAAUUAUAAAAUUCACUGGGUUUGGCAGUUUUAGCAAAUGUAAAGAUGUCUAUGCUUACUAUUGGAAAGGUGAUUAUGAUUAUAGAAGGCCCCUAAUUAUAAAACUUGUGAAAAAAGGAUCAUCCACCUACUACUAUACCAAGAAUGGAGUUCACUGGAACCAAAACUUGAGUGAAAAAAUAUCCAAUGACCUCUUGAAGUACCUUGACAUACUAAAUUGUAGACAGUACGAUGUUCAUGUCGUGAACAUAUUUAGACAGGAAGGAUCUUAUAAAUGCUGUUCUCUGUGCAAGACUAAAAUUAAGGCAGAACAGCAACAACAUGAAUCAGAGUAUACCUUUUCCCGUCAAACUGUGCAGGGAUCAGUAACGAGAUUUAGGGAUAGAAAGAAAACACAAACUGGACUACCGCAUCCACUGAGAAUACAUAGCACAUACAUAUACUUUGAUCUUGAACAUAACAAAAAGCCACUUCUUCUGUAUAUAGAACCAAGAAAAGUGGGUCCAUCCUGGCACACACAUAUGGGUUUCAAGUGGUACAAGCGAGCAUCCAGUGAUAGUGAUGGGUGGAUACAAGUUGAUAAGGAACCAACAGGUCCACAUGACUCCGUUAGGAUUAAAGCAAUUCUAAGUGAAUACCUGAUUCUUAUAAAAGAUAGUGAAUCUGAUGACUAUGACUACGAGGACAAUCCAGAUGGAGAUAACGAAGAUUUGGGAGAUCUUACAUCUUUGGAGGACCCGUACGGUACUAUCCAACCAGAAAACAAAGAUGAUGAGUUAGACUUGGGUCCACCUCUUAUUCACAAAGAUUUAUUUGACCCAGUAAUUAAACCAGGCCUUGAUUUUGGUAGAAAGGUCAUUGACGUACUUUCAACGCCCAUUAUUGCAAUAAGAAUUGAUAGUAGAGGUCCUUCAUAUUAUUCCCAGAUCCUCGAUCGCUCUGUCAAAGUUUCUCCCGAAAGACACCUAGAAGGGCGUCUAAAUGGAUUCAUGGAAUACCAGCAUUCCCUAGAUGAUAAGACUGAAUGUUUUACUGUGAGUGCAUUCAAAUAUAAGUUUGAGAAUGUUAUUGGAUUUCCGUUACCAAUCUACAAAGUUAUUUGCGUUUCCGUCUAUUAUUGGUCUGCCCUAGAGAUACCUACUAAGGAAGCUAUCAGUAGACCCCUUCUCGUAAAAAUUACCCAGGAUUCUGGUGGUAAAGAAGCCAUGGAAUCUUACUACGAAAACGUUGGUUCUAAGCCCGAUGACAACAUACAAUGGACUGAAUGGUGCCCAAGCAAUAAAUGUUCAGAACUCCAAAAGAAGCUUAAACUUCUCAACUGUCGACUUAACAAUGCAGUGAUAAUAGAUAUUAGUCAGAAGGAGAGUCUUGGCUACUAUGAUGCUUGUAAGGAUACCAAUAUGGAUCCUCAACAUGGUAAUGAUAGAAUGCAAGUUAAGAAAGAUGAUGAAUCUGGUAAAUUUCUUGAAAGUUACACUGUUUAUACUCACUCUCUUAAGAAUUAUGGUGGAAAGUUUCAUGUACUGUCUUUUAAGAAUGAGUCCCAUGAGAUAUCUAUUGGGCCAACUACUAUUUUUUCACCCAUUCUUGAUGUUGAAGAAGUGAGAGUUUACACCUGCGAGCAGGAAAAGAAACCGCUGUUGGUAUAUAUAAAGACUAGUACUAGGAUGAAUUUCAGGAAAUGGUAUCAAAAUAUGAAUAGAAAAUGGGUAGUAGUUUCUAUUAAAGAUCCUCCAUUAAUUCCAUCUUCCCAUGAACAGAUCCUCACUCUGCUUGAUACUCUAACUAGCACUUGUGCACCUCCAAAGGUGACAAUUGAUAUAUCAAAGAAAGACACUACUAUAGGAUAUGAAAGUCCUGAGUUGCCCGGUGAGAGGAUAAAGAUUGAUAAGACUCCAGGUUCAGGAGCAUCUGAUGAUCUUCCCACCAACUAUGACCUCUACAAACAUACCGUUGAAAGUAGGAAAGGAAGUUACUUUACACUUUCUGGACUUGUUUAUAAAGGAGUGCAAAACAAGAUACAUGUUAUACAGGAGACUCAUAAUGUCACUUCAGUCUCAGUGUAUUAUUGGUCUCAUCUUCCUGAAGAGGGGAAGCCUCUACUUAUAAAGAUUGAGAAACUGAAACAGAAAAGCUGUGGGAACGAUUCUUCUAAUAUUAAGACUGAUUGGUAUGAAAACACUGGAACUGAUUAUAAUAGGAACUGGAAAAAGGUUACAGAACCUCGUGAUCCCGAGACAGCUUUUAAUACUACAGAUACCCUGGGGAAAAAGCUCGAUUUGUUGAAUUGUAAACUUAACGGUGUAACUGUAAUUGACAUAUCUAAGAGGCCUUUUGGCCUAGAUAAGGAUACUACCAUUACAUAUUGUCAUAAAAUAAAUUCCUAUGAUUACAAUACUUUGGACCCUUCACACGCUCCACUCAUUAAGGUCACAAAUGUCACUAGCAGUUACUCUCCUAAUGCACUAGGAGACUUUGUUGUAUACAAGCAUGAGAUUAACGAUAAGUAUAAGCAAAAUAACCAUCUUGGUGAUAAAAAUAGCUUCCAUAUUUCUGGAUUUUAUAAGGGGAAUUCCUCCAUUAGCAAAAUUUCAACACCAAUGCUUAAUGUUCCAAGCGUCUUUGUAUAUUAUUGUAGUCUUAAGCCAGAUAUAGGAAAGCCACUUUUGAUCUACUUUGAGCACAGUAUAUCUGGUGGAGAUUCCACCAAGGUAUGGUACAAGAAAGUUCCCAAUAAGGAUGAUUGGAAGAAAGUUUCCGGCGGUGAAAUACCUAACAAUGACAAAGAUACCAGUAAAACCUUCACCAUCUUGAACAGCUACAAGACUCUCUGUCAGAUUAGAUGGUGGCUCUACAUUAUAUCUGGUGCUUUAUUUCUGGGAGGAGGUGGUAUAAUAGGUGGAGCAGGAUACUACGUCCUAAAGAAGUUCUUUGGAGAUCCAUUGGUCCGUUUGAUCUAG